AUGCCUGUACGAGUGAGUGCCAGACGUGAUCCGAAUAAUAAAAACCAAGCAAGUGGAGACUGCAAGAAACACGAAACAAAUCCUCAGGCCUACGCAGAACUGUUCAGUCAUGUCGACAAAGGUGGAAAAACAUUGAAGUUUCCAUACGACCUAUGGGCAGAUGGUUAUCCGAAAAAUAUGUGCGCAGACAAACCAAGAACCACUGUAGCAGUAUGGAAAAAUGGAUACGUCGAUGUUCCUGCUAUGGCACGCCUUCCUGUUAUCUGUGCAUACGGGCAAUACCGAAGAAAAGUUACUGCAAAACCGUCAACGACGACGGCAACUACAACAACGACAACUUCAACAACCACUAUCGCCCAGACGACAACAACCACUACUACACCCACAACUACCACCACCAUUCCAAUCCCCCUAAUAACCACAACUCCAACGACAACUACUGCGACGACUACGAGACCAACUUCAACACUCACCACAACUUCGGAAUCGGAUUCAUCUAAAGCUGUAGUACCAUCUUCAACGACAACUUCGGCUGCGACGACGACGAACUCGACGACCCCUUCAACCACGACGUCCUCUACCCCUCCAUCGACAUCGACAACCACUUCAACCACUACCCCAACGACAACGACUACCACCACAACAACCACACCAACAACUACAACAACUUCCACCACCACCACCACUACCACCACUACCACCAUAUCACGAAUCACUCUUUUGCCACCUGGAACCACUACUACAACAACGACAACAACCACCACGACCCCUCCAUUUAUAUGCGAAGGAAGUUUGGCUUGGUUGUGUGAAGUUGACUGGGAAGAAGAGAGAAAGAAGUAUCCUCCAAAGAUUAAGAAAGAAGAAGAAGAUCCUCCACUCAGCAAACAUGGUUGUUCAAUAGGAGCACAUUAUAACGAAGAAAAAAAGCAUUGCGAAUGUACACCACCUUAUAAGGAUGGCUCAGACGUCUACGUAGAAUAUGAACACCUACCAAAGAUUUUAAGAUUUAUGCGAGAAGUGGUCAAGGCAAUUGAUGGAGUCAGAGUCGGAAUGAUUCUAAUCAAAAAUGUUCCAAAAGUUGACUUACCCAUAGCAAUGUAUCCUAUCGAUAGACUCUUAGGAUUUCUGGAUGCAAACAAGAAGUAUGAUGGUAAAUCAACCAAACUCGGUUACUCGUUACUUCUUGCAAGGCAGGAAUUAGCGAGAGAGACGACCGAUAUAAAAACAGUUGUUGUGCUUUCGGAUGGAGGCGGAGAUACAUGUUGGCAAUACCAAAUUUGUGAUAGUACUGAUGAAUGGAUUCCAUUCAGAACCGAACAACUUGAGCAGGCCGACUUGAUUCGCAAUGAUGGUGUACAAUUCAUAUAUGUGGCAGUGGGAGAAAUGGCUAAUCCCAAGCAUUGGAGAUAUAACAUAACCAGAUUGGACAUUAUAGCUAUCGCUGGAGGAGAAGAAAAUGUUAUUUUUGCUGGCGAAUACAAGGAUUUAGACAUGAGCAUCGUUCAGAGGACAGUAGAUACAAUAUGCACGCCAGUUGAAGAGCUACAGGGAAGAAAUGAUGACUAG
Messenger RNA from Haemonchus placei, 1566 nucleotides. Lineage: Eukaryota; Metazoa; Nematoda; Chromadorea; Rhabditida; Trichostrongylidae. The record is from the annotation of a GenBank genome assembly.